This is a messenger RNA of Brenthis ino (lesser marbled fritillary), 636 nucleotides long. The record is from the annotation of a GenBank genome assembly. Lineage: Eukaryota; Metazoa; Arthropoda; Insecta; Lepidoptera; Nymphalidae.
AUGAGGCCCCCCACGGACUACGAUGGUACGAGAGUACCCGCUGAGGCAGAAGAGGGUGACCCCAGGGCGCCAGCAAUGAUGAUCUGCGCAAGACUGGCCGGAAGAGCCAUCAUCAGAGUUGUCGGCAGAUGUGAGGAUGCACAGGAAAACAGUCAAUUAGAUCUUUCUGAAUGUCAACUAAUGCAAGUACCUGAUGCUGUAUACCACCUUAUGCGACACACGGAGCUCAAGAGUUGUGACCUUAGUGGGAAUGUGAUAACCAAAAUUCCUCCUAAAUUCACAGUUAAAUUUAGUUUAAUCACAGACUUAAACCUAUCAAAUAAUCAAAUGGCCAAAUUACCAGAUGAACUCUGUACAUUAGCUUGCCUUGAGCGUCUGGAUAUCUCUCACAACACAUUUGUGGCCCUGCCUAGUAUUGCCUUCCAAUGCCCCAGUCUGCACACAUUACUUGCACACCACAAUCAAAUCAUUGAAGUGGAUGUUGACAGGUUAGCAAGAUCUAGGGCACUUGAAUAUGUAGACUUAAGUGACAACCCUAUUCCACCUCGAAUGUAUGAAGAAUUGAAACAAUUGUCUAGACCUGCAAUAUCAGUAUCAGAAAGACAAAAAGAAGAUUGGGAAGAAGAUCUCCUUAUA